CCAGGCACGCUCCUACGGUAAACUACUCAGGACUUUGGCUCCUUUCAGGCUGCAGGAAAACUCUCCAUUAAGCAGCAGGGCGCCUCCAUCAUGUCCUUGUUCACCCACCUGUUGGCGGUCCUCUUCGGGAUGGGCUCCUGGGUCUCCAUCAACGGGCUCUGGGUGGAGCUGCCUCUCAUCGUCCCUCAGAUCCCAGAGGGAUGGUACCUUCCCUCUUACCUCUCCGUCCUGAUCCAGAUGGCCAACGUGGGGCCGCUCUUCGUCACCCUGAUGCACCGCUUCCAGCCGGGCGUCCUGAAUGAGGCGGCUGUCGUUUACGCCAUCAUCGUUCUUGGAGCUGCGGCCAGCUUCCUGCUGGGUUUCUUCUGGAAAGAGACGGUGCUGAUCGCAGGCGUUCCCCGCAGUCUGGCCCUUCUGGUAUUGACCUUCUUCCUCGCCGCCGUCGACUGCACCUCCUCCGUCACCUUCCUGCCCUUCAUGAUGCGCCUGCAGCCUCAGUAUCUGACCACGUACUUCAUCGGCGAGGGUGUGAGCGGCCUGCUGCCGGCUCUGGUGGCUCUGAUCCAGGGUGUGGGGGUGGUGCACUGCAUCAACACCACGCAGUCGCUCAACCACACCCUCAACGCCUCCAUCGGGUCAGGAAACGGCGACCUGCAGGCCCAGUACCAGCCGUCCAACUUCUCCGCCGAGAUCUUCUUCUUCUUCCUCAGCGCCAUGAUGCUGGUGUGUCUGGUCUCUUUCCUGCUGCUGAACCACCACCCUGCGGUCGCCAGGGAGCAUCCCGCCCCGCGGUACACCAACGGGACGAAGGAGACCUCGGAGAGGAGGACGCGGGCCGAGCAGAGACCCAUGAUGGAUCCGUUCAGGCAUCAGAACCACAAUCCCCGAAGCAGCUUUGGGAGCGGCUCGUACAGCUGGAUGCAGGUGCUUUAUAUCUUCGUGGUUCUGGCCUGGGUGAACGCUCUGAGCAACACGGUCCUCCCAUCCGUCCAGUCCUACUCCUGCCUGCCGUACGGAAACAACGCCUACCACCUGUCAGCCACGCUGGCCGCCGUGGCCAACCCGCUGGCCUGCUUCAUCGCCAUGUUCGUCUCUAUCAGGUCGCUGGUGUUCCUGGGGUUCCUGACGGUUCUGGGCUCGGCGAUCGGGUCAUACAUCAUGUUGGCGGCGGCGCUGAGCCCCUGCCCCCUGCUGGUUAACCAGACUUCAGGUUCAGCCGUCAUAGUUCUGGCCUGGAUCCUCUUCAUCCUGUCCCUGUCCUACGUGAAGGUCAUCAUCGGGAUGAUCCUGCGAGACGAAGGCCACAGCGCCCUGGUGUGGUGUGGAGCGGUGGUGCAGCUGGGCUCCCUGCUGGGGGCCGUCACCAUGUUCCCUCUGGUCAGCGUUUACGCCGUGUUUUCAGCAGGAGAUCCGUGCAACACCAGCUGCCCCUGAGGUCACCCUCCGCUCGGUUUACACCGACCCGAAAGUUCUGCUGUUUCCCACUGAGAUUCCUGUGACCUGAACGCAUCAUUCCAGUCCCUCUGGUCCAGAAGAUGUUUGCUGUUAUUUCAGCUCCAUUUACCUGCUCAGGUAGCAGGAUAAGGACGGGGGGGUGUGGUUUAUUCUGAGGAGACAGCAUGGGCGUAGGUUUGCAUAGGGACCAUAGGGACAUGUCCCUACCAAGAUUUUGGACCGAACUA
This is a messenger RNA of Cyprinodon variegatus (sheepshead minnow), 1682 nucleotides long. It is a transcript of the gene slc52a3-2a, whose product is annotated as riboflavin transporter 2-like. The coding region runs from base 91 to 1434 and encodes 447 amino acids. The record is from RefSeq and is a predicted model, not a curated record. Gene Ontology annotation, molecular function: riboflavin transmembrane transporter activity. NCBI's taxonomy places the organism in Eukaryota, Metazoa, Chordata, Actinopteri, Cyprinodontiformes, Cyprinodontidae. The transcript has 4 exons. Gene Ontology annotation, cellular component: plasma membrane. Gene Ontology annotation, biological process: riboflavin transport.